Molecule: messenger RNA, 303 nt
Organism: Auanema sp. JU1783
Lineage: Eukaryota; Metazoa; Nematoda; Chromadorea; Rhabditida; Rhabditidae
Source: the annotation of a GenBank genome assembly
AUGAAGACUGCUAUUUUUCUGUUCUUUCUAGCUGUGAACGCCACUAAUCUCAGGGACGUUUACAAAGAGUUAAGCGCAAAAUAUGAGGACAUUAGGCACGAUAAGUUUAACAACAUGAUAAUUCGAAACGUGCCUUAUGGAACACCAAAGCCCCAACCAGCUCUGGCAGAGUACUACACAUUCAAGCAAAACGAUUCGGUGAACGUUAUCACUGGACCACAUGGCCGGAAGAUCUUCAGAGAAUUCCGAAGACUAUCCAUAUCGGAUGUUAUGAAUAGAAAACGCCCCGGUAUAAUUCCAUGA